GGGAAGGCAUGGGCAUAGCUGCUGCGUGCGGAUCGGAGGAUUAAGUUACGCAGCUGCUUCCUGGUGGGACAAGGACUUGGCAGAGCUGCGGGAAUCACUGGGCAUGUUACACAAAUCGUUAUUCUUUGACCCUGAUUGGCUAAUGAAGGGGCACAAAUGGCAAAAGCCAAAGUGACGAAGGACCAAUCGCCUGCGAGCGGCUGUUCUGUAAAAAACGCAAACACUCAGAAACAGACGAAGAAGCAGAAAAAGAAGAAAUUCUGGCAAAACCACCCUAAAAUCACUGCCAAGACAAACGAAGAUUUAAAGGUUUCUCCUCUGCUGCCCCCCAAAAAGCCCCAGGAAUUCUCAUCCAACUGGAAAGCGCUACAGGAGCUGUUGAAGCAGAAGGUAAAACCAGCAGUACCUGCACCGUCUACUGAAUUACUUAAUAAAGACCAAAAAGUCUCAGAGAAGAAAAAUGAGGAGUCUACCCCCCCUAAAAGUGCCCCCAAAAUAAAUGGCGGCAUAAAAAGUGUAUCUGCAACAGCAAAGGAAACCAAGGCACCUUCACAGGCACCUCCUACAAAAGCCAGGGAGAAGACAGAGGAGGUGAAGAAAGGAAAGAAACGGAAGAUCAAAGCAGAGGGCACAGAUGAAGAGCACCAAGCAAAGAAGCCUCAAGUGGAGUCCCAGCCAGAACCACCAAAAGUGGAUAUCUGGUUUGAUGAUGUAGAUCCGGAUGACAUUGAGGCGGCCCUGGGGCCAGAGGCUGGACGCAUCGCUCGCGAGAUGCAAGGGGUCACAGAGACAAAAUCUGCGACUGUGGAUAAGGUUCUUGUGAAAGAGAAGGCAUUUGAAGGGCUUACUCGGGCCGUUGCCAUGGAUUGCGAGAUGGUUGGAGUGGGAAUGGAUGGAGAGGAGAGUAUCUUAGCCCGUGUCUCCAUUGUCAAUCUGUUUGGCAAGUGCGUGUAUGACAAGUUUGUCAAGCCAACGGAACGAGUGACCGACUAUAGGACAGCGGUGAGCGGCAUCAGACCCAAGGACAUAAAAAACGGGGAAUCUUUUAAGGUUGUUCAGAAGGAGGUUUCAGAAAUUCUCAGAGGACGCACCUUAGUCGGACACGCUAUACAUAAUGAUCUGAAGAUUCUUUUCUUAGAUCACCCCAAAAAGGCCAUCAGGGACACCCAGAAAUACAAACCCUUUAAGCAGAAAGUAAAGAAUGGGCGCCCGUCCCUGAAACUUCUGUGUGAGAAGAUCCUGAAUGUGAAGGUGCAGACCGGGGAGCACUGCUCGGUUCAAGAUGCCCAGGCUGCCAUGCGCUUAUACACCAUGGAGAAGAAAUGCUGGGAAGCUGCCAUUAAAGCCAAAUAUACCGGCUUUAAGCCUGUUGGCAGGAAAGAGAAAGGGUCCCAAAAACAAAAAACAUAAACCGUCUCCUUCUCAGAGUUGUGUCGCCCUCUGUUGGACAUUAGUAAUAAGACCACUCUGCAUGGAGAAUGCCCUUUGCUCUGAAGUCAGACCACCCGUGCCUUAUUGUUGAACUGUGUGCAAGGCCACGGACCUCCUGUAACGUAACACAGGAGAAAAUGGGGUUCCCUACAGGUAAAUGUUUCCCAAUGGGAUGAGGGUGCCCAACUACAGGACAUGUGUGAUCAGCUGGAAACCUGCAGCCUCUACUGGAACAAAAAAAAAGUCACCUUAUGGUACACGGCAACUCCUGUUGGUACAUCUGCUUGAAUGCCCAAUGCUGACGUUGUACGGACAGACAGACCCCAUUUACUUCGGCACGACUUUGUUUUUAGUAGGGAUGAACCCAAUCCAGGGUUUGGUUCGGGAUUUGGCCAAGAUUUGGCCUUUUUCAGCAGGAUUCGGCCAAAUCCAUGUGCCCGGCUAAACCGAACCCAAAAAGGAAAUGUUUUUGUAACCACUCACUAUGCACACAGUUCUCUUUCCUUGUUCCCCUAAUUUACAUAUGCAAAUUAGGUUUCGGAUUUGGUUCUGUAAUCAGCCAAAAUCCUUCACAAAGGGUUCGGAAUUCGUCCGAAUCCUAAAAUAGUGGAUUUGGUGCAUCCCUCGUUUUUAGCAAAGCUCUCAAAGAGCCGGUGACUUGUGCCCAUUCCAGAGUUUACUUUAUUUUUAUUAAAAGUGAUUGGAGCCUGAUCAGUACGACUCAGUAUCAAGGUUUGUUUGGUGUAAAACUUCUUCAAACCCGAGCGACGGAAUUAGACCAAAUGUACUGGGGCAUGGUAAAAGUAACACAUGGUUUUGGUUAUAAAGUGGCAUUUUUAUUCAAGAUGA
This is a messenger RNA of Xenopus laevis (African clawed frog), 2280 nucleotides long. RefSeq lists its product as uncharacterized. The record is from RefSeq and is marked provisional. Gene Ontology annotation, biological process: rRNA processing; DNA catabolic process. Gene Ontology annotation, molecular function: 3'-5' exonuclease activity; nucleic acid binding; exonuclease activity. Lineage: Eukaryota; Metazoa; Chordata; Amphibia; Anura; Pipidae. Gene Ontology annotation, cellular component: nucleolus; nucleus.